Saprolegnia parasitica CBS 223.65 is the source of this 892-nucleotide messenger RNA. RefSeq lists its product as hypothetical. Bases 7 to 870 code for a protein of 287 amino acids. The record is from RefSeq and is a predicted model, not a curated record. NCBI's taxonomy places the organism in Eukaryota, Oomycota, Saprolegniomycetes, Saprolegniales, Saprolegniaceae. The transcript has 3 exons.
AGCAGCAUGCCCGAGACACCCGUGACGGUGCGCAUGCGGAAGAGCAUCAACGAAGCGUACCCUGCGCCGUCGCCGCGCACGCGGCCCCACAGCCGCAACUCGUGCUCGCAGGUGACAAUUCCCGAGAUCGAAACGGACGCGACCGGCGACAUGCUGACCGAAGACCUCGCGCGGCUCUACUCGCUCGAGAGGAACGAGCUGCGCUUUGGCGACACGAUCGAGCUCCACGCCAUGUCGGCCUUUGAGUCUGCAACCAAAGACGCGCCGAUCGGCUUUAUGCGCUGGUCGCCGUCCUCGGACGCCAAGCACAUGCAGAAUGUCCUCGUCGUGCCACCGAUCGACCCAGCGCUCUUCUCUGUCGCUCGCUUCGUCAUAAUGCCGACGCGCGACGACGUCAAGAGCAAGCUCCACAAGACCACGCUGCGCUACGACGCUGAAUUUGUACUCGAACUUUCGCCGCAAACCGCCGCCGAGUGCACCAACACCCGGCCCCCGAAAGCCAAGUACUCGCUCAGCAACAAGACUCCGUCGACAAACGACUACAUUUCGGCGCAGCCGCGCCAGGUCAAGGUUGCGGACGAGACGCACAUUGGCAGCAAAGGCGAGUUGCACGUGGUCUUGCGCAAAGCGAGUGGCAUGGCCGACAUGCCCGUCCAAGACGGGGACAUGCAAGUGACAUUGCACGUGACCAACUCGAACCGCAAUCGGACGAGUCUCAACAACAACGUGGUGCAAUUUGCCCUCGACACAGGAACGUCCGGCGCGUACUUGUGCUGCGACCGCAAGAAAAGCGUCUUUGGCUUUGCAAAUUCCCGGCCCAGUACCAAACCAAUUCUCUUUCGACUCGCCAAGGUCAAGACAUUUUCCUAACUUUUUACUGCUUUUUACCAAU